AAAAUAUUGGAAAUUAAUAGUAAUGGGCAGUUCUUGUGCAACAUCCCAACAAUCUAAUGAUUCAUUGAAUAGGACUACUUGUGAGAAGAAUCUCAGAGGUCAAGCAUUCUUGACCAAAGCUAAGCAGAAGAUUCGUGUCGAGGGUAAUAUUAGGACAACUUUACCCCAAGCUCUUCAGAAUAAAAUGAGAAAUUACAGCAUAAGUUAUCGCAUUAAAUAUGGAAGACAGCAAUUUAUUUGGGCGGAGAAUACUCAGAGCCUAGAACAUACUACAACCCAACCAUUUAGUCUUGAGUAUCAGCUUAAUGCUGAAAAUCAGAAUAUGAAUGUAGUUCUGGAGUUUAAACCGAAUAAGACAAAGAAGGAAAAACCUUCCGUAUUAAGUCCAGAGCAUGGAAAUUUUUUGACGGAGUCCGAGGGAAAUAUGGUAAUCAUCAACCUCCAAGCCUACUUCGAUAUUCAUGAGUUGCUUAUGCUAAAUGGAGACUUUGGAACACCUCCUCAUCUUAAUGCUAAAGAGCUUAAGGCAGCUGUCAUUAAUGAGGAGAGUAAGGGUGGCCAAAUCUCGAAUUUAUUUCCUCCUAUCACUGUAUCUCUAAGAGAAAUAAAGCCAGAUAACCUCAAGAAGAUCAGGUUCAAAGUUCGAGGUCGUUUUAACAAGAAAAAUAGAGUGAUGUUAACAAUUUAUGAGCAUGCAAGCACUGAAAGAAGGUUUAUCUAUGAAAGCAGGCCAGUAUCUGGUCCCAGUUCUAGGGAUAUCCGAGAAUUUGAAACUAUUGAGAUCAAUACAGAUGUAUUUGAAGGAGAAAAGAUUUCAACAACAGUAAUAGAAAUUGUUGCUCAAGAAGUUAUAUUUGAUAAAAAAGGUGAAAAGAUGAGACCCUUUGGUUCAGAAUGAGUUAGGGUAAAAGAUAUUAUCUCCAUGUUUGAUGGAGAAGUUAUGACUCUGAACUUAAAGAACCAGAGCAAUAAAACAGUUGCAAAUAUAUCCAUUAGUGAGUCACUGAUCCAGCCUUGCUUCUCAUUCCUGGACUACAAAAUUUAUAGGGAGGUAAAUAUUAUUCCCAUCGUAGCAAUAGAUUAUUCGCUAUCAAAUCUUACUUUUGAUAAUCAGAAGUGUAUCCAUUCCUUAAAGAAAGGUGCAAAUAAUGAUUAUAUAAAUGUAAUCAAGCAUAUUACAAAUGCUUAUCACAAUAUCAGCUCUCAUAUGCUAGGGUUUGGAAUGGGUGCCAGAACCAUUCCUAAGAAAGGAGAUACUAGUAACUUAUUCGCACUCUCAGGUGAUAUUUUCAACCCACAGAUCGAUAAAAGGAAACUGUUUGAUAAUUAUGCUGAUACUUUAAAGAGAGUGGAGCUAUCUUUACCAGUAAAUUACCACGAUGUGUUACAAACAGCCUCAGGUUAUGCCAGGUAUGAGACAGAGAACUAUGAAGCUCGGAACUACUUCGUGCUUAUAUACGUUUCUGUAGGAGUUAUAGAUGAUUUUCAAGAGACUCUCCAAGAAUUAAAAGAAAUCAAUGACCUUCCACUGACUGUGAUUAUGGUAAAAGUUCGAAAUAUGCAAACUGAAGACACUAAUGAUCCAGCUAUCCUUAUCAAGGAGUGAGCUCAAAGUUUUGCUGCUUGUGAGAGAAAAUAUCUUGAGAUUAUUGAUUUCGAGCAAUACAAGAAGGAAGGGAAGCUAGAUGAAUUUGAGAAUGCUCUGGUAAACAACAUACCGCUCCAUGUUCAGAAGUACAUGGCCAUACACAAUGUGUUUGCGCAUGACAUCGAGGGAGAUGACCUUGGCUCACGAAUGUCCAUUGCCAUCAAGAAAGAGCAAAUGGUCAAGAAACAGGGUGAAGAAUAUAAUGAUGAUGUCAAGAGAAGGCGAAGCAUGGUCAAUAUCAAAGAUUUUGUCCAGAAUUUAAAAGGAAAUAAUACAGUUCAAGAUCAAGAAAGCGAGGGGAGUACACAAAGACGUCAGAGUAGAGAUGACUCUGAUCUACAACCAGCGAUCGAUAAACUAAACAAAGAUGAGCAAGAUAGAAAAAUGAAUGAAAGAAAUGAGGACGAGAAGAUAUCAGAUGAGGAGGGGGAUAAAAUAGAGGUUAAGAAAGAAACUAAUCUUAGCUGUACUGUGGCAAUUGAGGACAGAAAAGAUAGGGAUUUCUUCAAUAAAGUUCCUUCAUUCUUUGCUGAAUUAGAGCAGAGGCAUUCUAAAGAAUGGUUUCCUCCUAUGAGAAGGCAUUCUUUCAGUGCUUGUUGAGAAGAGCAAUUUAUUUUAAACAUCCCUCCUACAGAAAACUUUCCCAGAGAGAAAUGACUUGAAUUUAUAGACCAGGGAAAACUCCUAGAAGCCAAUAAUGCUAAUCUUGAGUAUUUAAUCAAGAAAGAAGCAGGUUUGAUUCCAGAAAAAAAGAAAUAG
Molecule: messenger RNA, 2407 nt
Organism: Moneuplotes crassus
Lineage: Eukaryota; Ciliophora; Spirotrichea; Euplotida; Euplotidae
Source: the annotation of a GenBank genome assembly